AUGAAGCCAUUAGAAACAAAGAAACCGGACGAGAGACAGGCUUCAUUAAAGGGGAUAUACAUCUUCCACGGCGCUUUGGGAUGGAAGAGUGUAAUCAUAUCCACACCGCUCGACACUUACACAAAACUAGUAAAACCGAAGAGGACUGAAUCGAAGAAGUACGCAGGAAAUCUGCCGUAUAGAGAGCUAAUAGGUACACUCACGUACCUAUCGACGACAACAAGACCGGACAUUAGCCAUUCUGAGAACCCGGAUUGGGUCUUGGCGGUUAAUGAGUGGACUUGGGGACCACAACAGAAAACGGCUUUUGAGAGAAUCAAAAAGGACUUAACUGAGGCACCCCUACUAGCCUUCUAUGAUCCAGAACUGCCAACAAGAGUAUCUGCUGACUCUACAUCCUAUGGGCUAGGAGGUGUCCUUUUGCAGCAGCAAAAAAAGGGCGAGUGGCAACCAGUAUCAUACAUUUCUCGAAUGCUCUCAGAUACCGAACAGAACUAUUCAAAUAUCGAACGUGAAGCGCUGGCAGUAGCAUGGUGCUGCGACAAGUUGAAGGAAUACAUUAUCGGGAAGACUAUAGAAGUAGAAACUGACCACAAACCACUUCUCCGGAUAUUGACAACAAAAAACUUAGAUGAUUUGACUCCAAGACUUCAAAGGCUCAGGCUUAGAAUGAUGAGGUACCCAUAUACAAUGUCCUACACUCCUGGGAAACACCUGGCAGCACCUGAUUGCCUUUCACGGAGUCCACUGGAUGAGCGAGAAGAGUAUGACCUGAACGAGGAAAUCGGUGCAUAUGUCCAGGCAAUAGUCUCUUCCAUUCAAACAACAGACAAAAACAUUGAGAUGAUUCGUCGAUCACAAGAAAAUGGCCCAAUUUUUAAAACUCUAGCCGAAUAUACAAGAGAAGGAUGGCCUUCCAGAGAUUUAAUCUCACCUCACCUUCGACCUUAUUUCCCAGUAAAGGAUGAAAUCUCUACAGUGAAUGGACUACUUGUGCGAGGAGAGAGACUUAUUGUGCCAAUUCAACUUAGACAAAACAUACUACAGCGUAUCCAUGCUGGCCAUUUUGGAGUCUCAAAAUGUCGAUUAAGAGCACAAGGCUGUGUCUGGUGGCCUGGCAUUUCCUCCGACAUAGAUAAAGAAGUGAGGUUUUGCCAGAAAUGCAUCGAGCAUAGAGUGAACAGGAAUGAACCAUUAUUGCCCGCAGAAUUCCCCUUAAGACCUUGGGAAAAAGCAGCAAUAGAUUUAUUCAAACUUGAAGACAAAUGGUUCUUAGCAAUAACUGACUGUUACUCUCGUUACCUUGAAAUAGCCACCUUACAAACUCUAUCAGCAAAGGAAGUUAUAGAUAAGUGCAAGGCAACUUUCUCCAGACAUGGUAUACCUUUGGAAAUAAGAUCGGAUUCAGGCACCCAGUUUAGUCUUAAAGAAAACUCAGAAUUCAUACAAUUUUCUCGGGAUUACAAUUUUCAGUUCAGAACCAGCAGUCCACAUUUUCAUCAAAGCAAUGGCAGUGCAGAAGCAGCCGUGAAAAUAGCCAAAUCCUUACUCAAGAAAAAUCAAGAUGAUCCUUACCUAGCGCUUUUGGCUUACAGGAACUCGCCACUCCCUAACGGAUUCUCACCAGCUGAACUUUCCAUGGGUAGGAAACUGCGAGAUACAUUACCACGCUUAGCUCAGCAUCUCGAUAAAAAACCGGAUACGACACUCCUUCGAGUAAAAGAAGAACAGUACAGGCAGAAAUACAAACAGAAUUACGACGAAAGACAUGGGGUACACCCAUUGGAUCCGUUCGACAUUGGAGACAAAGUCUGGAUAACCGACUUAAAAAGACCAGGUAUUAUUAUCACUCCAGCCAAGGAACCGCGAUCUUACAUUGUAGAGACAGAUAAAAGGACGGUGAGGAGAAACCGGGUCCAUUUAAUUCCGUAUUCCCAUCAUAAUCAGAGUCUGCCUUAUACUCCUACUACCCAGGCAAGUGGAGAAGUCCAGGAACCAGGAAGAGAUGAGUCUACACUUGGCCAAGCAAUAUCAUCAACAACUGGAGUACGAAAGGACGACGACCCAAAAGAAAUGCCACCUAUAUCCCCAGGGACAACACCUGCAGCUGAAACACCACCACAAGUCGUGAGCAGAUAUGGAUGGAAAAUUAGGUGUCCAAAAAGACUAGAUCUUUAA
Cimex lectularius (bed bug) is the source of this 2178-nucleotide messenger RNA. RefSeq lists its product as uncharacterized. The transcript has 2 exons. The record is from RefSeq and is a predicted model, not a curated record. Lineage: Eukaryota; Metazoa; Arthropoda; Insecta; Hemiptera; Cimicidae. Gene Ontology annotation, molecular function: nucleic acid binding. Bases 1 to 2178 code for a protein of 725 amino acids. Gene Ontology annotation, biological process: DNA integration.